AUGGGAUGCUUCUUGGUAAAAGGGAAAAAUCAAUCGCAAAAAGUAACUCCAUAUACAACAGACCAAUCAUGUGUACAUACAAUCAACUCUGACUCUGAAACCGCAAUGAAGAUUCAGCAAGGCGGUCUUAGCGAUAAUUAUGAAAUAAUUAAGGAAGUGCAAAACGAGAAUAAUACAAAGACUUGGAUUUGUAAUUUCGUUCCUCAGGAUACAAUGAGAUUUGUUAAGAGAAUAAAAAAACAGACUAAUCAGCCUAUUGAGGCUAAUUGUAAAGAAAUAAACCAAGAAGUAGAAAUUUGAAGGAGGAUAAAGCACCCAAACGUCAUAAAAUGCUAUGAAAUUUUUGAAGAUGAUGCUAGCUUUUACAUAGCUACUGAGUACUACGAGGACUCUCAAAUUUUAGAGAACCUAAUUGAGCAAAGACAGUUUACCGAAUACGAAUGCUUAUCAAUCAUAAAGCAACUUCUUACAGUCAUUACCGUUUUACAUAGUAAAAAAAUAAUCCAUAGAUCAAUAAACCCUCGAAACAUUAUUUUAGAUAAAGAUGGGCCAGUCAUAAAACUCACUGGAUUUGAAACAAGUUCAAUAUUAACAGGUCUAAUACUCAAAACAGACAAACUCCGACGGUUUUCUCAAACCUUAUCCCUUUUCACCGAUAAAUACACAUUUUCUUGGUAUUCUGCCCCAGAAUUCGAUUCCAAAAUGUAUAAUGAAAAAUGUGACGAGUGAAGCUGCGGGAUUCUUCUUAUCGCUCUUUUUACAGGAAAAGUGCUUCCCUUUGAAGAUCUUCACAAGGAAUUUAACACCUCAAUUCUUUCUGGGUUGAUCGAAUUAUUGAAAGAGCAGAAAAUUCCAAAACUCGCAGCAGAGCUGAUACGAGAUCUAACUCAGUCAGACACUUUUGCGCGGAUGUCUGCUGGAGUAGCACUCACUCACCCUUGGAUCCAACAAAAAAAGAAAUUAAAGCCAGUAAUCAUCAUUUCUCCUUCCCAAGAAAUCCAAACUUAG
Blepharisma stoltei is the source of this 1008-nucleotide messenger RNA. Lineage: Eukaryota; Ciliophora; Heterotrichea; Heterotrichida; Blepharismidae. The record is from the annotation of a GenBank genome assembly.